Maylandia zebra (zebra mbuna) is the source of this 1902-nucleotide messenger RNA. Its product is annotated as zona pellucida sperm-binding protein 4. The record is from RefSeq and is a predicted model, not a curated record. Gene Ontology annotation, cellular component: egg coat. Gene Ontology annotation, biological process: binding of sperm to zona pellucida; prevention of polyspermy. Lineage: Eukaryota; Metazoa; Chordata; Actinopteri; Cichliformes; Cichlidae. Gene Ontology annotation, molecular function: structural constituent of egg coat; acrosin binding.
CAAUUAAGCUAGAGCCAGUACUUGUAGCGGGGCGCGAGGCUUCCUGCAGCUGCAUGAGAGCUUUCACGUGAAUGGCUGGGUGUAGGCUCGAGCUGCUGCUAGUCCUGACUUGGACUCUGCUGCCGGUGUCCGUCCGGGGGUGGGAGCGCAUAAAUGAAACUGAGCUUCGCAGUUUGUAUGAGCCCGGAGAGAGGGGCGAACCACAUGACCCUACAGAUUACAGUAGUGGCCUUGACCAGGGUGAAGCUAAAAUUCUUGAAGAUGUGGUCCUUGAAGCCGAAGGUGUUGCCAGCAGUGAAAACUUUGACUCCGAUGUUGACUAUGUUGACUAUGAUGACUUGGCCGUAGAUGAUUCUAGACCCACGCACUAUGGUGGUGGUGUGGACCGUGGGUUCCAGGUAAAAUUUGAAGAUGAGCCUCCAAGGAGCUGGCCAGGCAGUUGUAAUCCAACUGCUGCUGAUCUAGAAGUUGUUUGCAGUGAAAGUGGCUUCCAAAUUACUCUGCCAACAGGACCUUUGAGUGAGGUUAAGGUGUUUGGCUCUGGGGACAGUCUGCUGCCUAUUGUUGGUGCGCCAGAAAACUGUGGUUAUGAAGUGGAUCCGCUGAAGAACACCUUAACUGUACCCUUCAAUGGGUGCAAUGUGGAGCGGCAUGCGGAUGGCUUCAGUCUACAGCUGUUGUACACCGAUACACUUGGCCAGAGACGAGUGUCGACCACAUCUUGCAACAAGUUUGAUCCAGAAAUGGUGCCACGUUCAGGUGGUGGGCCCUUGCCGUGUGUUAAACUAGUCAGAGAUCCACAAGCACUGGUUCCACCACCUAUGUUACCGGUUCCUCCAGUACCACAACCAGGAUUGCCCCAACCAGCAUUCCCUCAAUCAUCACCAACAUUAAGACAACAUUGCAGCAUCCCUGUGGGAGAGCAGGUGAGAUGUGGUCAUUAUGGAAUAUCUGUCUCAGAAUGUCGGGCCAUGGGCUGUUGUGUGGAUUUGCUAGCGUCUGUCUGCUACUACCCACUUGAAGAGUGCACAGUGGAUCAACAUUUUGUAUUUGCCAUUCGGUACAACUCUGCAUCCAUCCCUGUGGAUCCUACCAGACUGAUUGUUCCUGGAAAUCCAGAGUGUAAACCAGCCAUUGUUAACAACCAGGUCGCCAUCUUUAAGUUCAAAGUUACAGAAUGUGGAACCCAUUCUUACGAUGUUGGUGAGGUGACGAUAUACCUGGCUGAAGUGCAGAGUAUUGUUCUUGCUCUCAAUCUAAAGUAUGGUGUCAUUACAAGAACUGAUCCACUCAGAUUUCUGAUUGAGUGCCGCUAUAACAAAUGGGGCACUGCUCAAUCAAUGGCUAGUGUUGGCUACAUGGUGAAGACCCCACCUUCCAGUAUGCCUUCUUCAGUCAUCUCUAACAGUUUAUAUGGUGUCGAGUUGAGAAUUGCCAAAGAUGAGACUUAUUCAAGUUUCUAUGACCAUCACCAUCAGCCCUUGCGGCUGCUCCUCGGCCGCCCUGUGUAUCUUGAAUUGCGCCUCAGCUCUCCUAACGCAGAUGCAAUAAUUCUUGUGAAUUACUGCCUGGCAUAUCCUCGUUCUGCAAAAAAUGCUCUGGUGCUAAUCUAUGAAGGGUGUGCCAAUCCUCAUGACCCACAUGUGUCCAUACUUAAAGUCAGCAAUGUUCCUGGAGUGAAUCAUGAAAAACGCUUUAUAGUGAGUGCCUUCCAGUUCAUGGAUCAAAGGACAAACAAGUACCUAAAUGAAGAGAUUUAUUUCAUGUGCUCUGCAGAAGUUUGUCUGCCAGCAGAAAAGAGAUGUGAUGAGCGGUGCUUUGAUGGGAGGGUUCAAUAAGGAUUUGAUCUGGAAACUAACAUUGUGAUUUAACUAAGAAAAUAAAGCCUUUUAAUUCACUAUG